This is a messenger RNA of Pistacia vera, 3669 nucleotides long. RefSeq lists its product as uncharacterized. Lineage: Eukaryota; Viridiplantae; Streptophyta; Magnoliopsida; Sapindales; Anacardiaceae. The transcript is spliced from 24 exons. Gene Ontology annotation, cellular component: plasma membrane; cytoplasm. Bases 147 to 3491 code for a protein of 1114 amino acids. The record is from RefSeq and is a predicted model, not a curated record. Gene Ontology annotation, molecular function: GTPase activator activity; myosin II binding; syntaxin binding. Gene Ontology annotation, biological process: regulation of exocytosis.
CCAUUUUCCCGAUAAAAAUUCUCCCCCAUCAUCAUUUCAUCACCCUCAAUCGCGCCAUAACUGGAAAACGAAGAAGCAAAAACAAUCUCUUCAUUGCUCAUAAGCAAAUUUAGGAACAGUUGGAUUAUUCGUCGUCGUUUCCAAAGAUGAUAAAUUUUUUUCAUAAAAACUCCGACCAACGGCCACCUCCUCUACAGGGAAGUUUGACACCGAAAGACUUGAAUCCACGCGUCACUCUUCAUUAUGGAAUACCAUGUGCUGCAUCUAUUCUAGCUUUUGAUCCUGUUCAAAGUCUAUUGGCAGUAGGAACACGGGACGGUACAAUAAAGGUGAUUGGCGGCUAUAAUGUUGAAGGGCUUCUUGUAUCUCCUAAGCAGUUACCUUUCAAAAACUUGGAGUUCCUACAAAAUCAAGGUUUCCUGGUCAGUGUCUCAAAUGAAAAUGAAAUCCAGGUUUGGGAUUUGGAACACAGGCGAAUAACCUCCAAAUUACAAUGGGAGUCCAACAUAACUGCUUUCUCUGUUAUUUAUGGCACCAGUUACAUGUAUCUUGGAGAUGAAUAUGGGAGUGUAUCUGUAUUGAAGUAUAAUGCUGAAGAAGGAAAUCUCAUGCAACUGCCUUAUUAUGUUCCCACAAAUGUCAUAGCUGAGGCUGCUGGAAUUUCGUUAUCUGAUCAUAAUUCUGUUGUUGGAGUUCUAGCCCAACCUUAUUCUCAGGGAAAAAGAUUGCUGAUUGCAUAUGAGAAUGGCUUGGUUAUUCUUUGGGAUGUUUCUGAAGAUAGAGUUGUUCUAGUUAGAGGGAACAAAGAUCUCGAAUUGAAGGGUAAAACAGUUGUUAAUUCUUCAAAAAGUGCAAGACAUGAGCCUUCUGAAAGUGAAUCAGACCAUGAACAAGCAGAGAAAGAAAUAAGCUCCAUCUGUUGGGCAUCUACCAAUGGAUCAGUUCUUGCUGUUGGUUAUGUGGAUGGAGAUAUAAUGUUUUGGAACAUACCAACUGCUGCCCCAUCUAAAGAUCAGAAAACUGAAAGUUCAUCUAAUAAUGUUGUUAAGCUACAGCUAUCAUCAAGCAACAAAAGACUCCCUGUCAUUGUUUUGCGUUGGUCGGCUGACAGAUCAAAGAAUGAUUGUGGUGGCCGACUCUUUGUAUAUGGUGGUGAUGAAAUUGGAUCUGAAGAAGUCCUGACGAUGCUAUACCUUGAUUGGUCUUCUGGAAUAGAAAGUUUGAAAUGCAUUGACCGUGUAGACAUUACACUUAAUGGUUCUUUUGCUGAUGUGGUUUUAUUACCUAGUGUUGGUUCAGUGGAAAGCUGUGGCACUUUGCCAUUUGUAUUGACAAACCCAGGACAAUUGCAUGUUUAUGAUGAUGCUUGCUUGUCUUCUUUAAUAUCUCAGCAAGAGAAAAAUACUUCUGCUUCUCCAUUGCAGUAUCCUGAGGUCAUACCCACCAUUGAACCAUACAUGACUGUGGGAAAGCUUGGGUUGGUACAUAGAGGUGGGAAAUUUUCGAGGGAUCUUUCUAAGAUAGUCUUGGCUGCAAAAGCUCAAGCAUCCGAUGCGCUAUUGACUCCCGUUACUGGGAGUACGAAGUGGCCCUUAACCGGAGGUGUCCCCUGCCAAUUUUAUGCUGCUGAAGAUUAUCUGGUUGAGAGAUUAUAUGUAGCUGGCUACCAAGAUGGAUCUGUUCGAAUAUGGGAUGCUACAUAUGCUACUAUGUCCCUUAUGUAUGUUUUAGGAUCUGAGCUGCCAGGUAUUAAAACUGCUAGUGCUGGUGCACCAGUAUCAGCAUUGGACUUUUGCACAGACUCGUUAAGUUUAGCUGUCGGCUAUGCAUGUGGUAGGGUUUGCUUGUACAAGCUAGUAGGGAGUUCAAAUGAAACAAGUUUGAACUUUGCAACAGAAACUGGAAAAGAAGUCCACAUUUUGCCCAAAGGGGAUGGGCCUCAAUGCACGGCUGUUUUUUCCUUCAUCAGUUCUCCUGUAUGCAACCUACAAUUUUCGAAUACUGGAGCCAUACUUGCUGUAGGAUUUGAAUGUGGCCGGGUUGCUGUACUUGAUAUUAGUUCAUCAUCAGUCUUGUUUCUUACAGACAGUGUAUCCGACUCAAGUUCCCCUGUCAUAUCUUUGGUGGUGAAAUCAUUUCCCAAUCCUAAUAACACAAUAAACACUCCAAAGGACUCCAAUUUAAACACUUUGGAAAAUCCUAUAAGGAAUGUGGUAUUCUUUAUGACCAAGGAUGCACAUAUUGUUGUUUGUGAUAGCACCACAGGAAAUAUUCUUGCCUCUCAGUCACUACAUCCGAAGGAAUCAAGUGCAAUUUCUAUGUAUAUUCUAGAGGAUGAUGGCAACUUGUUCUCUGAGUUGUCCAGUGCAAAGCAUUCAGUGAGCUCACCUCGAGACAGCGAACCUAAAAAUGAACCUACACAAGUUAAUGCUAAACAUGGAAGUAUUCCUCUGGUAGCUGAACCUGAAACCUCCACUGAAACCUCAUAUUCUGGGCAGAGGUUAAUGGACUUAUUCGUUUUACUUUGUUGUGAGAAUGCAUUGUGGUUGUACUCUUUGAAUUCUGUAAUUCAGGGGGACAGCAACUGCAUUAGGAAGGUGAAUCUUUUAAAACCAUGUUGUUGGACUGCAACCUUCAAGAAAGAUGAGAAUGAGUACGGGCUAGUUAUAGUCUAUCAGACUGGGGAGAUUGAGAUAAGGUCUUUGCCAUGUCUUGAAGUGGUGGGAGAAACUUCUCUAAUGUCAAUUCUAAGAUGGAACUUCAAGACUAAUAUGGAAAAGACAAUGUGUUCUUCUUGUAAUGGACAAAUUGUGCUGAUAAAUGGGUAUGAAUUUGCGUUCAUAUCAGUGUUAGCUUCUGAAAAUGAUUUCAGGAUUCCAGAGUCUUUGCCUUGUCUUCACGAUAAGGUCCUUGCAGCUGCUGCCAAUCCCACCAAUAUAUCUCCAAGUCAGAAGAUAGUAGAGGGUACUGUCCCUGCGUAUUUAGGUGGACUUGUAAAGGGCCUUAAAGGAUUAAAGGAGCACAAUGUGGAUUUGCCUGGCCCUGAAGUUAGUAACCAAAAUUGUGCCCACUUAGAUACCAUAUUUUCUUGCCCACCAUUCUUAAAGCCCUCCAUGGAUGACCAAGAAGUUGUGGAGCUUAACAUAGAUGACAUUAAUUUUGAUGAACCUCUUGUUGUCUCAUCUUCAUCUCAAAAGAGCAAUAAUGAUGAGAAAGAUAAGAGAACGAACAAGGAAAAUUUGUUUGAAGGUGCAAAUACUGACGCCAAACCAAAACCAAGAACAGUUGAAGAAAUUAAGGCUAAAUAUAAAAAAGCCGGGGAUGCAUCUUCAGCGGCUGCAGAAGCAAGGAACAAGCUUGCAGAACGCCAGGAAAAACUUGAGAAACUCCGCGAUCGUACUGAAGAGCUACAAGACGGAGCUCAAAACUUUGCUGAUAUGGCAGGUGAACUUGCCAAGGCGAUGGAGAAGCGUAAAUGGUGGAAGCUCUGAAAAGUUGGUGUAAAUGGUAGUGCUUUCAAAUAAUUAAUUUAACAAGUUUGGUUCGUGGGGUGAAUGCAAGCAAAUCCCUCACCAAUGGCACCCUCAUAGUUUAUAUAUGUGCGUGCAGAUCUGAUUAUAUUUCCCCAUUUCCUCAAAACUGUAAUUAAUUAAAGCAACAAAAUGAAAU